This is a messenger RNA of Elgaria multicarinata webbii, 2787 nucleotides long. RefSeq names its product anoctamin 2 (gene ANO2). NCBI's taxonomy places the organism in Eukaryota, Metazoa, Chordata, Lepidosauria, Squamata, Anguidae. Gene Ontology annotation, cellular component: plasma membrane. Bases 1 to 2787 code for a protein of 928 amino acids. The record is from RefSeq and is a predicted model, not a curated record. Gene Ontology annotation, biological process: chloride transmembrane transport. Gene Ontology annotation, molecular function: protein dimerization activity; intracellularly calcium-gated chloride channel activity. The transcript has 25 exons.
AUGCAUUUCCGAGACAGCAGAAGGAAAGUGGACUACGUUUUAGCUUAUCAUUACCGAAAAUGUUCCUUACAGCAUGGCGGGGCCCCCCCAGGCCUCUUGCACAGACCUGUGGCUAUUAUUUCAAAUGGGGAGACAGCCAAAAGCCAAGCCGAACAACCACAGCAGCAGCAGCAACAUGGCCAGGAUGCUGAGGUCAUUGAUCUGGGUCCAUUGGAUGCUUUGGAGGAAGCAAAACGAGAGCAGAGGUUUGAGUUUGAACGCAACCUGGUGGAAGCUGGUCUGGAGGUAGAAAAAGAUAUGGAGAAUAAGAGCCAAGGAUUGAGUUUUGUCCGGAUACAUGCACCAUGGAAUGUACUUAGCCGAGAAGCAGAAUUCCUUAAAAUAAAAAUGCCCACUAAAAAGACAUAUGAAAUAAAAGAAGAAGGGGGAAUUGUCAAGAAGCUAUCUGAUAUAUGGCACAAAUUUACAGAACCAUUGCAGCCCAAAGUGCCACAGCAAAACACCACCAGAAUGAAGAAUUUAUCUUACCCCUUUUCCAGAGAAAAAAUAUACUUGUACAACAUUCAGGACAAAGACACAUUUUUUGACAACGGUACCCGCAGUCGAAUAGUCCAUGAAAUAUUGAAGCGCACAUACAGUACAAAAGCCAAAAACAGCAUGGGUAUUAACACAUUAAUUGCAAACAAUGUGUAUGAAACAGCUUAUCCCCUUCAUGAUGGUGAAUAUGAAGGUGAAAAUAAAGAAAUUAAUGAAAGAAAGUUGCUGUAUCAAGAAUGGGCAAGAUACGGAGCGUUUUACAAGUUUCAACCUAUUGACCUUAUAAGAAAAUAUUUUGGAGAAAAAAUUGGAAUGUAUUUUGCCUGGUUGGGCUUAUACACAGAGUUUCUUAUUCCAUCUUCUGUAGUUGGAAUCAUAGUGUUCCUGUAUGGAUGUCUAACCAUUGAAAGUGACAUUCCUAGCAAGGAGAUGUGUGAUCAACAUAAUGCUUUCACCAUGUGUCCUCUCUGUGACAAGACAUGUGACUACUGGAAUCUUAGUACUGCUUGUGGUACUGCACGUGCCAGCCAUUUAUUUGAUAACCCUGCCACAGUCUUCUUCUCCAUCUUCAUGGCACUGUGGGCUACCAUGUUUCUUGAAAACUGGAAGCGUUUGCAGAUGAGGCUGAGUUACUUCUGGGACCUAACUGGCUUGGAAGAAGAAGAAGAACAUCCCAGGCCUGAAUAUGAAACCAAAUUAUUACAGAAGGUAUCGAAAACUAAAAAAAGUCAAAUAAUAAGUCAAGAUGAGGGAAACACUAAAGAAUGUGGAGUGGAGGAUGAAAAGGAAAAACUGACCUGGAAAGACCGUACCCCUGGCUAUCUAGUGAACUUUGCAUCUAUCUUGUUUAUGAUUUCACUGACAUUUUCAUUAGUCUUUGGUGUGAUUGUCUACCGGAUAACUACAGCAGCAGCACUGUCAAUGAGUACCAAUGCGUCAACUAAGUCAAACGUCCGUGUGACAGUGACAGCAACUGCUGUCAUCAUUAACCUUGUUGUGAUACUUAUUCUAGAUGAGAUUUAUGGAGUAGUUGCCAAAAAGCUGACAGAAAUGGAGGUACCAAAAACAGAAAAAGCCUUUGAGGAGAGGUUAAUUUUGAAGGCUUUCCUGCUGAAAUUUGUUAACUCCUAUGCACCAAUUUUUUAUGUGGCCUUUUUUAAAGGACGGUUUGUUGGUCGACCUGGCCAUUACGUGUAUGUGUUUGCUGGUUACCGAAUGGAAGAGUGCGCUCCAGGAGGCUGCCUCAUGGAACUUUGCAUUCAGCUGAGCAUUAUCAUGCUGGGAAAGCAGCUGAUCCAAAACAAUAUCUUUGAAAUCGGAGUCCCCAAAUUAAAGAAAUUGUUCCGGAAGCUGAAGGAUGAGAGGCCCGAGACAAAGGAAGAUGAUCCAAACCCUUCCAAGCAGCCUCAGCAAUGGGAACUGGACUAUGUUUUGGAACCUUUCACUGGCCUGACUCCAGAAUACAUGGAAAUGAUUAUACAGUUCGGCUUCGUCACACUCUUUGUUGCUUCCUUUCCUCUGGCCCCAGUGUUUGCCCUGCUCAACAACGUAAUUGAAGUCCGUCUUGAUGCCAGAAAGUUUGUCAGUGAGCUAAGAAGGCCUGAUACAGUAAAAGCAAAAGAUAUAGGGAUUUGGUUUAACAUUUUGAGUGGCAUUGGAAAAUUUUCAGUUAUAAUUAAUGCCUUUGUCAUUUCUGUCACUUCUGAUUUCAUUCCACGCCUUGUCUAUCAAUAUGCAUACAGUCACAAUGGAACCAUGCAUGGCUUCAUCAAUCACACACUCUCAUACUUCAACGUCAGUCAUUUCAAGGCUGGAACCCAGCCAGAAAAAUCAUCAUUUGAACAGGAGGUUUCCUUUUGCAGAUUCAAGGAUUACAGAGAACCACCUUGGUCUGAAAACCAAUAUGAAUUUUCUAAGCAGUACUGGUCUGUUUUAGCUGCCCGUUUGGCAUUUGUCAUUAUUUUUCAGAACCUGGUAAUGUUCCUCAGUGUGCUCGUUGACUGGAUGAUCCCAGAUAUUCCCAAGGAUAUCAGUGAGCAGAUCAAGAAGGAGAAGAGUGUGCUAGUUGAUUUCUUCUUGAAGGAAGAGCAUGAAAAACUGAAACUGAUAGAAAACUUUAUCACGCGAGACAAGCAAAGGAGCAGAAGCGAGACCAGAGGAAGGAGAAAUCGGGCAGCAAGUUUUUGCCAGUUUAGCCGAAGUCAACGAGGCAGUUUGACAUCUUUUAGUUCACAUAAGACAGAUGUGUGA